Molecule: messenger RNA, 897 nt
Organism: Capronia epimyces CBS 606.96
Lineage: Eukaryota; Fungi; Ascomycota; Eurotiomycetes; Chaetothyriales; Herpotrichiellaceae
Product: alcohol dehydrogenase
Exons: 3
Coding region: 1-897 (298 amino acids)
Cellular component (GO): cytosol
Molecular function (GO): oxidoreductase activity
Source: RefSeq, a predicted model, not a curated record
AUGGCGCCUCCGAAGCCAAUAGAUAUAGGACCAAUCAUCAACUUCGUCCCGACCAUCCGCCAUGACACAUACCCAGCCAUCGAUCCACUGCAAGCCAACCUCUCCGGCAAAUACGUGCUGAUCACGGGCGCCUCCAAGGGCAUCGGGCGCGCCACUGCUCUCUCGUUUGCCAAAGCAGGCGCCUCCGGUAUCGCGGUGCUGGCGCGCUCCGACCUGUCGUCUCUUGUGUCUGAAAUCUACGCCGCUGCCGAGAAAGCAGGUCGUCAACGGCCACACGUCCUCCCCCUGACCGCCGACCAGACGAACGAGGCCCAAGUCCAAGCGGCAGCGGACAAGAUCGCGACCGAGUUUGGCCGGCUCGACAUCUUGAUCAACAAUGCCGGCUACCUCGAAGCGUGGAAGCCGAUUGCAGAAUCUGACGCGAACGAGUGGUGGAAGACGUUCGAGGUCAACGUCAAGGGCGUCUACUUGCUGGACCGCGCCCUGAUUCCUCUUCUGCUCAAGACCGAGAACGGCGAAAAAACCAUCAUUGUCGUCACCAGCAUGGGCGCCCUCACGGUCGCGCCAGGAGCGAGCGCCUACCAGACGACUAAGCAGACCGUGCUACGGCUGAACAAUUUCCUUGUCGCCGAAUAUGGAGACCAGGGCCUCCUCGCCUAUGCCGCGCAUCCCGGCGGCGUCCUGACCGAGUUAGCCAAGGGCAUGCCAGAGUAUAUGUAUGAUUUGUUGAACGACACGCCCGAACUGGCGGCCGACAUGUUUGUCUGGCUGACAAGGGAGAGGCGCGAGUGGUUGAAUGACAGGUUUCUCCGGGUUAAUUGGGACGUGGACGAAUUGCUGACCAAGAAAGAUCAAGUGCUAGAGAACGAUCUGCUCAGGUACCAGAUGCGCACUUGA